UAGAUAGUCUAGUAAGUAAGUAGUCCUGCUUCUGUUCGGUUCUGCUUAUAUCCUUCCCCCCAGGGGACCUUACAUUUGUUGAGGUGCAGGCGGCAUUGGAUCAUUCAUUGUGCGAGGUGAUGCUACACAAGCUGAUGAUGAUGAUGAUGCGACGCUGGUUUGGGCACUAUGGGUAGACUGCAGUGUUGGAGGUGCUUCUUUGUCUUUGGCUGAGAAUGGGCUUUGGUUUUUGAUGCGCAGCCGUGAGUGAGUGAGCCCGGGACUCGUUGAAAACGAAAGAGAAACUGUCAUGGAUGCAGUCAGUAUGACGAGGGUGCGUGUGUUGUUUGUGCUCUCUCUCCUUGGCGGAGCUUUCGCCGAUCUCGCCUCGCAAGAGGGUGCGCUUUUGUCUUUCAAGAAUGCUUUAGAGAAUCCAACGGCGUUGAGCUCGUGGAACCAGCAGCUGACCGACGCUUGCUCUGGCAUAUGGCGAGGGGUGGAGUGCGACGACGCGAAAGCUUCCAUCACCAACUUGACGCUGGAAGGUGGCGAUUUCACUGGAGAAAUUCCUAAUGAUAUCAAUCGAAUGAAGUUCUUGAGUUCAUUGACCAUCCGGAAUACUGCUUUCCUGGGUGCCAUUCCCCAAGCAAUAGCCGACCUUCGCAACCUGAAAACCCUAAUCGUUGCAAACAACCCGCAGCUGAACGGUACUUUUCCGACGUGGGUGAUGAGCCUCAAGAACCUUGAGCAGCUGAGCUUGGCGGGGAACAAUUUAACGGGCUCUAUAAUCGGUUGUAACAACACAACACAGGCCAAAAACUUCUCGGUACCGGUUGCAGGUGGAGUCACGGUCGAAGUACCGUCGCCUUACACCGAUCUAGUGAAUGUAACGCUUCCGAAUGUGCCGGUGCUGAUGUUCAGGCCGCAGAAUGUCACUUUGCCCACUGUGGCCAUCCCCAUUCUGAUGUUCAACACACUUCCGAAUGUUUCUGCACCAAACCUGACGGAUGUCACGAUCACGAGUCCUCUGGUAUUCAUGUGUCCUAACGUCUCCAUCCCAUCUCCUUCAAACAUAACCUUGCAUACUUCAAACUGGACUAUUCAACCCACGUUGCAGCCGCUCAACUGGACGCUAGAUUUCCCGAACCUUUCGCCCCCGAUAGCCCGUGUGAGGAAUUUUACGUGGCCAACUCUGCCCGCGUCGAACAAGUCAAACUUCACACAGCCAUGGAUUGUUGUGACUGCCACCAUGUUCAACUGGUCGACGUUUGCCUGGAACAUCUCUGAAGGGCCUUCAAUCGAUGUGCCUGGCGUUGAGAAACCAGUGCGCUGUGUAAACGUUUCAGUUCCAAAUCCUUUCCCCUGGACUUCUCCAGAUAUUUCUAAAUUGAACUUCACAUUUCCAGUGUUUCCGCCUUCACAGAGGAGUCCAUGGUUCAGUGUUAUAAACAGAACCACCUUCCCACCUCUUCCUUCUAUUCCUUGGAAUCCUUUUAAAUUUGGUCUAUCUCCUCUACCUCAAUUCCAACCACCUAAUUUUACAUUUCCUGAUCUUCCUCCCUUGCCCCAACUUCCUCCUUUAAAUUUCACAUUACCUCCUUUACCCCAACUCCAUCCUCUUAAUUACACAUUUCCACCUUUGCCCGAAGUGGUCCCUCCUAAUAUCACAGUACCACCUUUAUCUCCUCUUCCUUCCAUUCCACCUCUCAUAAAUGACCCCGUUUUUAACAUCUCAAAUAUUACUUCAUUCCCACCGUUACCAAGUGUUCCACAAUCUCCGCCACUUCCCCUACCAAAUAUCACCUUACCAACAUUUCCACCCCUUCCACCCCUCAAUUUCCCCUCUUCCAAUGUGUCUAGAUUUCCUCCCAUUUUUAACACUACUUUUCCAAAGUUUCCACCCUUGUCUCCAAUUCCAGGACUCCCAAGUGUGGGUGUUGGAGUGAAUGGUAGUGUGGGUGUUAACACCACCAUUCCAAGUGUUGGAAUUAAUGGAACUGUUUGUGCAAACGCAACCACUCCGCCAAUUGGGUCACCUCUUUCGGGUACCAUUAUCAAUUCUACAAUCCCUUCACUACCACCUAAUUUUACAUUUAGUAAUCCACCACUCCCUCACCUUAUGGCUCCUAAUUUCACCUUUGUGUUUCCACCUUUGCCUCACUUCACACCACCCAACUUUACUUUCCCACCUCUAAAUCCUAAUUUUACACAUUCCAACUUUACUCUUCCACCACUUCCCGAGUAUACUCCACCUAAUAUAACAUUGCCAUCAAUCCCACCUUUGCCUCAAUACACACAUCCUAAUUACACCUUGCCCACCGUGCCACCAAGUUAUGAGAUUUUGCCCCCAAAUUUCACAUUUCCUCCCUUGCCUCAAAUUGUUCUACCAAUUAAUCUCACUCUUCCUCCAAUUCCUCCCUUCAUACCACCAAAUGUGACUCUCCCACCUCUUCCUACUAUUACUAAACCUAAUUUCACCUUUUAUGAUAUUCCACCUUUGCCACAAUAUGAGCCUUCUAAUUUAACUUCACCUCCUCUUCCAGAACUCACACCUCCAAAUUUAACGUGGCCAUGGCCAUGGUCCAUUGGAAUUAAUCUCACAAAUAUUACUAUUGGGGCCCCUUUUCCAUCCAUCCUACCUUUGAAUGAAAGUAUUCCUAACUUGCCUCCAUUGCCAUCUAUUUUCCUUCCAAACUUUACAGUUCCGGGUCAAUCUAUAUUCAACUUUACAAAUCCAUAUCCUGGAUACAAACCUCCAAUGCCUGGAACACCUCCUUGUGAUGAUAUAAAAGAUGAAAAAUCACAAGUGCUUGUCAAACAUAACAACAAAACACGCCACUUAUUGGAGCUUGAUAAUUCGCAUUUAACUCAAGGUCAUCAGCCUCAAAUGAGUGGUCUUCACAAUCUAAAAUUCCUAGAUUUGUCAAACAACGCUUUUACUGGAAAAAUUUCUGAGAAUUUGAAUGCUUUACUUCCCAAUUUGAAGCAUGUAGAUUUAAGCAACAACAAACUUGAAGGCCACGUACCACAAGCCCUUCUUAAGUCCAAACUCAAAUCCAUAAAUUUGGCAAACAAUUAUUUUAGUGGACGGCUUCCACGCAUGAAAACUCAAAAAUAUGACCUCUUGGAUGUAAGCAAUAAUUGCUUAACUGGUAUUCUGCCCAGAAAAUCUGCAAAAUCUUCCUCUGAGUUUUAUUAUGGCCAAAAGUGUCCGCCAAAUUCAAAGCACUGUAAGUGUGCAGUUCAUAGAGCCAAGUGAUAUGGAUGAAGAAAAACACACACAAACAUAUUUUGUAGGUAGGAAAAUGAAAUAAGUUGAUGAAAAUCGUUGUCUUUAUGGCAACUGAUUUUUCUUUAGAAUAUAGAAGGGUAUGAAUUAGGAUUAAAUAAAUGGAAGGAAAAGUAGAGCUUAGUAUGUGGAGUUUUAAACUAAAAUGAGAGCAAAUCCUUUACAAUAGUUUAAUAAAUGAUAAAGGAAUAGAGAAUAAACAUGUUAAUAUUGCACUAAAAAAAAGGACCCUUUUCAUGUGUGUAUGGGAGAAAUAACUACUGUGCUAGUUUGAAAAUUAGUUGAUUUUAUACAACUAAUAAAUUUUCAUUACUUUAACAAUAAUAAUAAUAAUAAUAAUUUCAAUAUUUUGUUA
Molecule: messenger RNA, 3623 nt
Organism: Physcomitrium patens
Lineage: Eukaryota; Viridiplantae; Streptophyta; Bryopsida; Funariales; Funariaceae
Molecular function (GO): protein binding
Source: RefSeq, a predicted model, not a curated record